Molecule: messenger RNA, 1530 nt
Organism: Mobula hypostoma (lesser devil ray)
Lineage: Eukaryota; Metazoa; Chordata; Chondrichthyes; Myliobatiformes; Myliobatidae
Gene: dtwd1
Product: DTW domain containing 1
Exons: 5
Coding region: 283-1248 (321 amino acids)
Biological process (GO): tRNA modification
Cellular component (GO): nucleus
Molecular function (GO): tRNA-uridine aminocarboxypropyltransferase activity
Source: RefSeq, a predicted model, not a curated record
CCUCGUUUUUCGUCCGCCACAGCGUUAUCACGACAGUCGUUCUGACCCAAUAAAGGGGUCUAACCUGAAAGAAAGAGAACUGCGAGCGUUUCGCUGAAUUGCAGUGGCUGUACAUUAUUGUGUAGAGAAAAGUGCGGUUAAAAAAGGGAAAGUUAACUUGAUCUGAGCCAUGUUUUUGUUUUGGAACUGAGAAGGAAAACGACGCCAGAGAGGAAAGGCCUGAGUAUGAUGCAACAUUUCGCGAAGGGGGAUUCAAAAAUAAAUCCAUAACCAUUUCCCAGGAUGGAAAAUACUGAAUGUGUUAAAGAAGAGCUUCACACACGUGUAAAGAAAAAUGAAAGUUCUGAAAAGCUGAAAGUUCAGUCAAGUGAACUUGGUAACCAAGAAGACUCUGACUUUUUGAAAGGCUUGAAACUGGCUUCACAGACAGUGCUAGAAACGCUCCAACAAAAUGGUCGAUCUAAAUGUCCAAAGUGCCAGAGUUCAAGGAUGUUUUAUUGCUAUUCAUGUUACCUUCUGGUAGAUGGUGUCAGCAUUGAUAAGAUACCUCAGGUUAAGCUCCCUCUGAAGAUUGAUAUUAUCAAACAUCCCAAUGAGACUGACGGUAAAAGUACAGCUGUACAUGCAAAACUGUUGGCCCAGGACGAUGUUAGUAUUUACACAUACCCAUGCAUGCCAGAAUACAAGGAUAAUACCCAUGAAGUUGUAGUGGUGUUCCCUGGUCCAAAUUCUAUUUCCCUUGACGAUCUCCCAAAAUACUUAUCUAACAUCGCCGGCAAGAAAUCUGUUCCUAUAAAAUCUUCCAAAAAUGUCCUCAGUCACAAUGAGUGCAUUACAUGUGAAGGACCAGCACUUAAACGUGCAAAAUGUGAAUAUAAUUUGGAUGGAGAAAAUCUAGUAACAGAGCAGGAUCCUGGACAGGUGGAGACAAAUCUGACCCCAUUGAAGAGAGUGAUAUUUAUUGACAGCACCUGGAAUCAGACUAACAAAAUAAUUACUGAUGAGCGAUUACAAGAAUUACUUCAUGUUGAGCUAAGAACACAAAAGACACAUUUUUGGCGUAACCAGAAAGGAAAGCCCAACACCUAUCUCGCUACAAUUGAGGCUAUUUACUAUUUUCUAGUUGACUAUCACAGACUGAUUUUAAAAGAGAACUAUAGUGGUGAAUAUGACAAUCUACUUUUCUUUUACUCAUUUAUGUACAGGUUAAUCAACAAAGCUAAACAUGCAGCUGGAAAACUGAACUGAACAAUUAGGUGAAAAGUGGUGAUCCUUCUGUAGAUUGACAUUUCAGAGAAAUAGUACAAAUUCACUUUUCAAAAAGUUAAUCGACUGUUCCAAGUGUUGCUAUUCUUUUAAAGUUUUUCUUUGAAUUAUAAUUUGUUUAUUUUUGCUUUUGCAAAUACAGGGUACUAAAAAAAAUUGAAAUACAUGGCCAGUUCAAACAGUCAAGGUCUUCAGUUUAACAUUAGCCUGCGUGGGGGAGCUCAGCAGGCCAGGCAGCAUAUAUGGAAAAGAGUAAAUAGUCAG